GCUGAUCAUCCAAGAUGGCGGCGCAGUGCAGGUGCGUCUGAGUGAAAGGCGGCUGUUCACUGUAAUAGGAUGCUGCAGCUGUUAUUGGUGCUCGUUGUAUGGGGGACUCCUAGUGGAGGAAUGCGAGGACCUCACCAUCCCCGGGGCCACUACCAUCACCAACCCCGCACAGACACUAAACUUACACAGGACACAGAGUUGCUCAGGGAUGUUGAGCACAUCAAAGAGGAUCUUGGCGACUGGGGCAUGUCUCAAGAGGAUGUUCACAAGCUCACUCCAGAGGAAAUGGACUUCCACUAUUUCAAGCUUCAUGACUUUGACAAUAACACAAAGCUGGAUGGACUGGAGAUCUUGCAAGCGAUCUAUCACACCGUACACAAGGAGAAGGAAGCACAAGCCAGCCAUGAUGAGGAGGGGAGUGGGGGGCACAGCCCAGACACACACUCAUCCGCUGAUGAUGAUCUUCCCUAUUUUAUCGAGCUGAUAGACCAAGUGCUAGCUGAAGAUGAUCAAGACAAUGAUGGAUACUUGAGCUAUAUAGAAUAUGUCAUUGGUCGGCAAAGAGAGCAAAGCAAACAAGAAUCUGCAAAACGAAGUAUUCACAACCAUGGAUAACCUGGAAACCGAACAACUUGUCUACAAAAUAUAUUUGGUACUUUUUCAACAUUUAAAAGCUUCUGUUGAGUAUUGGUUGGUUAAUAUUUUAGUAUGUUUUCGUAAUUUUUGGCAGAAAGUAUACUAUAAGAGACUUUUAGGAUAAGUAAUAGCUGUCUAAAAACUGAAUUUGAUCUAUUUACAAUGUUAUUAGAGAGCAAUUAAUUAAAUCUGCCUUAUCGAAAUUUACUACAAUUAAAAAAAAAACAUGUUAACUGGUACACUUUAUGGGCAUAUAUAAGUGGGAUCAGGGGGCUUAAGCUCCUUUGAAAUUUCGAAAGUCACACAAUGAAAUUGUACCCAGCAGCUAGAACACAUUUAUGAGGUUUUAAUUUUUCUAGAGGGAAAAUUCCUGACUCCAUAAUUUGGAGGAUACUUUAUUCCUCCUAAACAACCCAGUGUGCAGCCUACUACAAAAUAUUUUUUUAUAUACGUCACUGGUACAGUUAUAAAAAUUGUAUUUACUUAUUCUGUUACUUGUGUUACAUUUUUAUUCAUUAACCAUAAUUAAUUGUAUAAUUAAAACUGUUUUU
Messenger RNA from Homalodisca vitripennis (glassy-winged sharpshooter), 1187 nucleotides. RefSeq names its product multiple coagulation factor deficiency protein 2 homolog. The transcript has 5 exons. The record is from RefSeq and is a predicted model, not a curated record. Lineage: Eukaryota; Metazoa; Arthropoda; Insecta; Hemiptera; Cicadellidae. The coding region runs from base 70 to 615 and encodes 181 amino acids.